Molecule: messenger RNA, 984 nt
Organism: Zygosaccharomyces rouxii
Lineage: Eukaryota; Fungi; Ascomycota; Saccharomycetes; Saccharomycetales; Saccharomycetaceae
Exons: 1
Coding region: 1-984 (327 amino acids)
Source: RefSeq, a predicted model, not a curated record
AUGUCUACUGACGCUAUGUAUAUGAAUAGCCCUCAUGUACUGAGGGCAUCAGGAAAGCAUACUAAUAGGACAAGCCAUGUGACAAAACUGGAUAAGCAACGUAUACAGCAGAAUGAUAAGGGUUCCAACAAAUCAAAAAAUGGUCAGGUCGCCAUCAGUGUACCUAAAACUCAGGUACUACCUAAUGGUGAAAAACCAGAUUUUGGAAACUCAAAUUCUACAAGGAAGUCGAAAAAUGGAACCCAGAAAAAGGGAGGAGCUAAGGAACAGAAGGAUGUGACAAAGGGAUUAAGGAGCCUACGUCUACCAGAUGAAAAGACUAAGAGUUCGAGGCAGCAACAACAAAAGGAAAAGGAAACUCAAAGUACUAAGAGUCAGAGUUCUAGGCCAAGGUCAAACUCGAAUGCAAGUGCUGGUUUAAAUUCGAGUUCGACUCCAAUUUCUUCAACCCCUCCAACUGUCCCCACCUCACCACUGGAAAAGCCGGCUGCAGCCAUUCCUAAUGUCACUCCUUUAAUGGCACCAGGAGCUAUUCCAGUACCACCACCUUUAACAGGCUUGCCAAAUCUCAUGCCAAAUUCAAUACCACAUCCACUCCCACCUCCACCUACAGGUGUCCAACCUUUACCCAUGCAGCCACCUCUCUUUGGUGGUCCUGGAUACCCCUACGGUAACUACGCAGUGAGACCUAUGCCCUACAUGAACCCUCAGACACCAUCGCCGGUGGUUAGCCAAAUGUAUCCACAGAUACCACUGCCAAUGAUGCAAAUGCAAAUGCAGAUGCCUCAGGUAAAUUCGGAUACAGAAGCGCAGACGACUAUGAUGCAAACGACUAUGAUGACGGCAAAGCCUAGUGCAACAAGUACAUCGUCUUGUUCAAAUUCAAGGAGACCUACAACUACAAAAUCUACUUCAUUCGCAGGUGCAUCUUUUGCAUCAAAGGACCCGGUUAUUAACAAGUUACCCAAACCAAGCUUCGCUUAA